AGUCUCGUUGUCAAUGUCAAUGCCAACCUUCAGUUGUCACUUGUCACAACAUAACCUCUAAAAAAUACAUUUUCAUCCAGUUUUUUAAACUUAAACAAUCAAUGCAAGAAAAUCCUCGACCAAUUUCGAAUGUUAUUAUUGUAGUCGAAAUAUCCCAUACUCGAUUUUCUUCAGAAGCAUAUCCCAAAUAAAAUGGCAAAGCAUCAUCCGGAUCUGAUCUUCUGCCGAAAACAGCCAGGCGUUGCCAUUGGACGUCUUUGCGAGAAAUGUGACGGAAAAUGUGUGAUCUGUGACUCCUAUGUGCGACCCUGCACCCUAGUCCGGAUAUGUGAUGAAUGCAACUAUGGGUCGUACCAAGGUAGGUGCGUUAUUUGCGGCGGACCCGGCGUAUCCGAUGCUUACUACUGUAAAGAAUGUACGAUACAGGAGAAAGACAGGGAUGGAUGUCCCAAGAUCGUAAACCUGGGAAGCUCCAAGACUGACCUGUUUUAUGAACGGAAAAAAUAUGGUUUCAAGAAGAGAUAGCUGCUUAUUUUGGUAUUCAAUUUUCUUGUGUGGAUGUACGUCUGUUAAUAAUAAGCUUUAAAGACAUUUUUUUUGUUUUUGCAUCCAACCUAGAAGUGAGUAUUAUUGCUUGCUUAGCAGCAGCCGCUUUUGAUGAAAAAAUGAUUUCAGACCCCCCACUUUUUGGGUGUAGAUGAAAUGAGAUUGAAAAUGAGUGAAAAUAUGAAAGUUUUGAAAUAUGUUACUAAUUUAUUUGAUGGAUUGAAAUACAGGAUAUGAUUCUUUAGCUCACUUUAGGAAGAAAAGUUUGUAUGAACAUAUGUCCUGAACCUCUUAACUUUUGAGCUACAGGGUGUCACAAUUAAAAAGAAGAAAAAAUUUGUUUUAUUGUAACUUUAAUCAAUACCAUUCUAGAUAUUUUCACGAAAUUUGCACCAAUAGGCAUUUUUUAAGUAGUAAAUAGUCCUUUAUUUAGAAAAAAAAAAUCCUAAUUUCAACAACAACAAGAACUGGUAGCAUUACAGCAUUUCACAAGUACAUACAUAUAUAUUCAGAUAUAAUAAAUUUAACAAAUUCUGUCAGCUCUUGUGUUUGAUAAGUGGGUUAAUAUCCCUAACAUGAGUCAUCGUAAGUUCCUUUUAAUAACUGAUUUUUUAUAAUUUUUUCAAUGUAAUUAUCUGAUACGAUGCGUUUGGCUACAUAUUUUUUACGGUUUGCACACUAUAUGAAAUAUUUAUCUUCCAUUUAGAACAAAAUAACUGGGAAAAUGCCACUGAAAUGUCAGUCCCGUGCCAUGUCCUAGCGGAUGUCUCUUGAUAAUACCUGCCAUUUUUUUCACCUGAAGUACUGUUUUGAAAACUUGAUAUACCUAUAUCGCAAGUAUGCACAUAGCUAACCACAAUAUAGAAAAUUGCUGAAACAAAAAGAAUAAUUAAUUUAGUAAUUUUUCGGAAAGCAUUUGUCUCCAGCUAUCUGGCCAGUCCCGUGCCGCGCCAUAUAUCACGCCAUAAAGUAGUGGAGGAAGGUAUGGUAAGUGACAUCCGUAUUAUCCCAACUGGAAAUUGUUAGUAUUGGCUCAAUCGUCGGAAGAUGUGCUUAGAUUACUGAUAGGUUAAGCAGGAACUGGGUCCGACAAGUAAAAAAGUGUCUUGGAAACCUGUCUCUUGUCAGUACCGUAGUAAGUGUUUUAAAGCUACUAUUUUUUCUUUUUGCUUCAAAUACCCGAUGAGUACUUCGGGUAUCAAAAACCAUAAUUGUCAUACUAAAAUUAAUUAGAAAUUUUGAACCGAUUACUUUUUUUGUUGCUGUAAGUGCAAUAAUGUCAGUCCCGUGGUUGUAAGUCCCGUGUCAUUGCGAAAACACGGAACUGACUUGAUUCCAUUUUUUCUCUAUAAAACUAUAGCAAACAUGCAUUGAUGCAAGUAUUUUUUACAGUUCACAGGUCUAUCUACUAGUCUAUAGCAGGGUGUAAGAUGUCUGGACAUAGGAAAAUAUCUGAUGAAGAAAGAACGCGUAUUAAACGUGACCGGGAACGAGAACGGAGGCGUAAAAUAAGAGAAGAUCCGGAAAAACGUGAGGAGCAGCGGGAAAAAGAGCAUCAGAAAUACUUGCGUCAACGAAAGAAUAAACAAAGGAAGCUUGUUUCGGAAAUGACAGAAAGAGAAAUUAGAUCGCAACGCAAGAAAUGGAGACAAUAUACAAAGUCUCACCGAGAUCGAUUAAGACUAAGAUCAUCCGAAAACGCACAUGUGCCAGAUCAUUUAACGAAACAGUUAGAUGGAGGAAAGGAACAUGCAAUAAAGAAAAGUAAUAGAAUGAAACUUUAGCGACAUCGAGAAAAAAGAAAAAAUGAAGCUAAAAUAGCAGACCUUAAAAAAAAGUUGGAAAGUGGAAGAAAAAGUAUUCUCGCCUAAAGAAGUCAAUGCAUCAAAAUAAAAAUGUUGCUCAACAAACUAGUUCCCCAUCAGUUUCACCUGGAACUAGAGUACAACAGAUCAUAGAAAGGUCUUCAAUACAGUAAAAAAGAGUAGAUGAAAUUAAAAAACAACUUAUUUUUGGGGAGACCAUAUAAAUCGUUAAGCCCAAAAGAAAAGAAGGUAUUUAGGAAAAUAAUGGAUGGAAAAAUUAUUAAGAAGUACAAGCUUCAGCGAACGUGUUCCAAAGUUUUUCGAUAUACAAAAACAAGAGUAGUGGAAUACAGCCAUAGGAAUGUAGAUGUUAAGUAUCAGAAAAACCGAAGAGCAUCUGAAAAUAGGAAUAAAAUUGUGGCGUUCUUACAGGAAGAUGUUAAUAGCCGGAUUUGCCCCGGUAAGAAAGACUAUGUUACAAAGAAUAAAUUCACCUAUCAAAAAAGAUAUUUAACAAACACUUUGAAGAAUUUGUUCAAAGAGUUUUGUAAAAAAUACGCCGAUGUCAAGGUGAGUUAUACAUUUUUCUGUAAAUGUAAACCUUUCUGGAUAAAGUUCAUGAAGGUAGCAAAUCGAGACACAUGUAAAUGUAUGACACAUAGUAACAUGGAGUUGAUAUUAUCUCUUUGGCAAAGUAAAGUGUUGCAUUGCAAAACUACAGAAGCAAUAAUUGAGUCAAUGACAUGUGAGACCCGCAAUGACCUAUGUCUACUAAGGAAAUGUUCAGUGUGUGCAUUAUAUAAACCUAAAUAUAUUGAGCAGUACGAUCCUGGUAACGUUGUAUCAUAUAGUCAGUGGAAAAACAUAAAACAAACUUAUUUCAGCAAACGAUCACAAAACAACGUUACCAGUUUGAAAAUUGCUAAAAUUAGUAAAGAGAUAGAAAUAUCGGAUCUUUUGACCAAAUUUGAAGAUAGGUUGCCUCUUUUUUUGGCACACGAGGGACGCAUUUUUCACCAAUACAAAGCAAUCAAGACACUGAAACAGAACAUGACAAAUGAGGAAAUACUCAUUCACUGUGACUUUUCUGAGAAUUAUAAUCUAAAGUACGCAGAAGAAGUCCAGUCUUAUCAUUUUGGAGGAUCAAGGCAACAGAUUACGUUGCAUACUGUGGUAAUUUAUAGCCGAGCACACGAAAACGACUUGAAGGUUGACAGUUUUUGUACAUUAUCAGAGUCGUUGGAGCAUGGUCCCGGUGCCAUAUGGGCUCAUCUGUUUCCACUGAUCAAACUCUAUAUUGAUAAUGGGGUAAAAUUGUUGCAUUUUCUUAGCGACAGCCCCAGUACACAAUACCGCAACAAGAAAAUGUUUGCAUUCAUUACAAAUGGCAUCUAUAGCUACUUUCCGGAACUACAAUCAGUUACCUGGAACUACCAUGAGGCCGGACAUGGUAAAGGUGCCCCGGACGGCAAUGGUGGAGUUUGUAAAAGGACUGCAGACCGUAUUGUUGCUCAGGGAUCUGAUGUGAGUUCUUUCAGCCAAUUGGUUGAAAUCCUGAAAGCCAACUGCUCAGGCAUAUCCUUUUUGGAGAUUCAUGCUUGUGAAACUGAAAAAUUUUCAGAUGCUAUAAAUAAAGCUGAGGUUCUGCCAUUUAAAGGAACUUUGAAGGUUCGUCAAGUAAGAUCUCUAAGAGACCACAACACACUAUCUCUAAGAGAGCUCUCCUGUUUCGACUGCGGCGAAAGAUGUCUACAUUACACUAUUGGAACUUUAUCUUAUAAUUCGGUAACGAAAAGUUCUGCGUCUGAUGAAGAAUUAUACAUUUUUUACAAAGGGAAUAAAGCGAAGCUACAUUACUACAAUGUUUACAGUAAAAGUUCUUCAGAUGAUGAUAUUCCUUUGUCCGAGAGGAAAAAAAAUGGUCAAUUAGCAGCAGAGUUUCCAAGUAGCCGCUCAAUAUAACGUUAUGUUUUUGUUUCAGAAUACAUUGUUUGAGUUUAUUUUGUACCUGACUAUUUUUUAAUAAAAAAUGC
Molecule: messenger RNA, 4384 nt
Organism: Acanthoscelides obtectus
Lineage: Eukaryota; Metazoa; Arthropoda; Insecta; Coleoptera; Chrysomelidae
Source: the annotation of a GenBank genome assembly